CUAGAACCGGAGAGUCGUAUCAUCAGAUGACUUUUCUGUACCCCCGUUGAACACUUUCACAAUUUAUAUUCACUUCAUUUUUCAGCCACUCAAGCCAAAACUCAUUGCUGCUGGAAGAAAUACGUUCUUUCCGCACUGCUGAAGAGGGUCCCCCACCGCUGGAAAAGCAUUCAAACAGGAAGACGAGUCUCACCUUCUAACCGCAAGCGGGUCGUAAACCGAGAAGCAAGAUUAAAUUUCGGCGCAAGAACGACCACCUGAGGCUUAGCGCAGCAAUAUGUACCAGCUGCGCGACUCUACGGGUGUAACAGACGGGCAGAAUCAAUGCCGCCGCACCAGCGCACAUGAUCGAAACAGGGCUCGUCAGGCCGGGGGGCGCACCACGGGUUACGAAGCACUGGAUCACCAGCCACAACAACCACCGACGGACUCGAAACUGAACAGGACUAACCUCGAAAUAAAUAUACGCGUUGCCGGAGGAGCGGAGGAUUCGAAGACAGGAAAGCAACUUUUCCACACGACGACUACAGCAGGGACUGCGCAGUGUGACAAUCACUCAACAUCAUUUUUUUUGUCGAGGUCAACAAGAGCCUGCAUGCGCCGUGCGCCGCGUAGUACUUUCGGAAUCAGGUCGUGUCCGUCGUCACAAGUAGAAAUAAGCCCGAUGACUGCACCAGGUCCCUCCUCCUCCUCUUCUUCGAGGAUAACGACUACGUCGGAGAACUACAACAUCUGCCGCUCCUCAUCUCGCGCGGGAGAUAGUGUCCUUUGCGAUAAAAGGGAUAGAUGCCACCACCUCAGUGCAGAACCAGAAGCCGCUACUACCCCAGCAGCACGACCUGGUGCAGACGAAACAUCGAGGAUCAGUAGCGUAGUUUUUGAGUCGGCAAGAAAUCUUACGCUUGCCGCUUUUUCUUCAACAGGAGAAGCUUUGCAUCAUAUAAUCAUGUCGACGUGGUCUACAUCCGGGCUGUGCCAGUAUGGUGAAGAGAAAAGACGAGCGCGAACCAGGGAAAAGCAGAAUGACACGGUGUUGCUCCACGAAGCUGAUACGAAUGACGGAAGAAAGCUAAGUCAGUCUGGUGGUCAUGGUCCAAGAGGACGACGAGAGGACAAAGACUGCAAGGUGUCGGUUGCAGCAUCCACUGUAGAUGUAGUUUCGUCCAGUACUACAAUGAAAAAUCCUGCUGACGGUGACGUCACAACUCCCACCGAACAGUGCCGUUCUUGCCACGAUAAGAUUUCUUUCAGACCUGGAACCGCGAGUAUAGUGGCUUUACCACCAGCUAGGCAGACUCAUGCAGAAUUAUCUUCUGCGACGACGAUAAGAGUAAGACGUGAUGAAAGAAGACGCAGGACCAGCGCGGACCAAAAGAACAAUGCGGGCACUAUCAGAAGAAGCGCCGGACCGCGUCGAAGCCGCACGAAAAUGACGGACAGCAGCUUUUUUGGCAACAAUAAGUGGCACCUAUUGCAGCAACUGCUCCUUCUAGUGCAGCACACGAUGGGAAAAUACACAACAGGUACAAGUAGAAUAGAGUUUUGUCAUGCGGACCUCUCCUGCAUCGAUCUGGUUCUGGUGCGAAAUUUAUUCCCACGUAUUACUUUCGUUUCGACGCCAUUGCACCAUGAGAUAUCACUCAAACAACACUCCAGGUUCCUUUCAACUCGGGCGGUUCGAUCCGCCGAUGGCGUACGUGUCCAAGAUGGGCUACGAUAUCGGGGAGGGAAGCUAUGCGGUCCGCUUCAAAACCAGCCGGCCGGGAGUUCUGGAAAAACCCAUCACGCUGAAGCUCGCGAUUUUCCUCGACGAGGACUGGGAAAACCACAGCCUGGACAUAUGCAUUGCAAAAGCAUCGAAGUAAGUUCUAGUAUGAAUUGCAUGACAAGUUUUCUCAAAAUCCAAAAAUGAACUUGUUUGUCAUGCUGGAGUAGCUAGAAAGUUACAUUUGUCAUGCAUAAUUGCGAUUUAUUGUUACGAGCCCGAUACUUUUGCAACGCAUAAGACAGUGCGCGCAUCAACAAGUACCCGCACGAGUACCCGCACAACUCAGAAGAGCAGGAGAACUCCAUCUGCAAGUUGAUUCCCAAAUUGGCGAUAUCCCAUGAAAAAACUGCUUUACUGUGAUGAUUUUGGAAGAUCUGCAUUACAAGUUUGUUACACUUGACAUCAGAGAAUAUUUGCCAUGCGCGCUUCCCAAGGGAAAACACGCUUGGAAAUCCAAUGUCUUGCAGGUGUAGCAAGAGAGACACUUUGGUGCUUCAUUUUCUGCAUCGCAGGGUCACAGUUUUUUCUUGCGAUAGGCGAAGUCGCACCGGGAGGUCACGGUUUCGACGGGGCUCUAUGCAUUGCAAAAGUAAUCGUACUAGUGGUAAUUCAUUGCAAUACAAAUUCGCUCAGCAUGACAAGUGGAAUUUGUAAUGCGGAUUUGCCUUGGGAACCAGAUUUGUAAUUAUGCAUGAAUGCGAUUACUACGAGUGCGAUACUUUUGCACAGGAUAGGCUCGAGCAUCUGACCAUUCCGAGUGGCAGCGUGACAAAGAUGAUCAACCAGGCUAAGACCGCGAUUUCGGACAGCAUAAAGAACCAGGUGACACAGGGUCUGGAUUUGGAAUCUAAACAAGACGACCCUGCUCCGCCCGAACUACCGGUAAGCCCGAGUGAGCAAGGCUGGUCCAUGUGGGAGAAGGGCGCGCUGAAGCAGGUGAUCCGUCCGCACGUGUGGUAUUUCGUGGUGCACAACUGCGACAGCCAAGCGGACAAAGACGGCAUGACGGACCAGACCAGCAACCCGCUUUCCCACGCAUACGUCGGGCCCAACGGCGGCGCCCCAGCGCAGACGCGGAUCAAAUUCCGGUUUCAAUUUGAAGCGAAGCAGCACGACGGAUCGCACUUUAGCAAGGAGCUGGACGGCAUGUUAUGGGUCUACUUCGCGAAAUUGAUGCUGUUUGGGGUAUACACAGUUUCUCUUUCUGUGUUUUUAUUGUUCAGUACUUAUUAGUUUAGCACUUCGCGCAUGAGAAAUUGAUCUUUUAGUGGCUGGUCAUGCUAUACAACAAAUCUUUGUCUUUCCAUUUUCUGUUCUUCUAACUGUCUCUAUCAGGUUUACGGCCUCCACUACUUCCAGCUGAUCGUGGAGUAUAAGCGAAACGCGAUGGAGGACGUGCAUCCCGUGAUUUGGAUCCUGACGUCUAUCAUCCUCACCCAGUGUGUCGCAACCGUCACUUAUUUCAUCCUAUGGAUUGCAAAUACGUCUGGGUCUGGAAGGUUACAACUUGUGAUGCUACCUCUGGACUCUACAUGAAAUCUGUAUUGCAUGAAGAGCGAAAGAGGUGUAAUUUGCGCUACGCGGAGAGGGCAUUUCUUACUCCCGUAACGCACCCCCUCCCAAGGCCGUCCGAAAAACUCCGAAAACAUUACGACAACAAUCCGAAAGCGGAGACAAAAAACAACGGGGCAGCGACUCGAAAAAGCUUCUUCACGGUUCAGAAGAUAAUCGGUCCGCCGCGACUCGGUUUGUUGGCGAAGCAACAUUAACACAAAGCGUUUCGAAGCUUUGAACUGCCGGCGUUUUGCGCAGUCCACAAAAAGCGAUCCGCGGCAGGUCUGGACCACAUGGCAGCGAAAACGCGCAAAAGUGUGGGCCGCAUACCAUCGGAGCUGUGUGUACACGCGCCAGCCCCGGGCGGAUUACGUAGGCGCCCAACGCGCAAACGCGUGGGGCAGCAGCGUGGCCAUGUGGCCGCGGCGGCACGCCGAUGGUUUUACAGGGGGAAGACGCGGGCCGUUUGGCUUUCUUUUUACUUUUCCCCAGCAUAUCAAGCAAGCCCCGACCGUUUUCGCAAUGAGGCCGAUGGGCUGAGAUGCGAACCAGGCGGGUCGUUCUGGUUUUCUCGCUUUCAGCGAACGGCGGAUGUAGGUGGGGACAAGGCGAGUCGUAUGGCUGUGAUGCUGGGAGUGCGCACACCACCACAAAAGGCGCGCGCCCCACACCAUCGGGGCUGCGUGUACACGCGCCAGCCCCGAGCUGCCCACGCAGGGAUCCAACGCGCAAAAGCGUGGCCCGCAUACCAUCGGCGCUGUGUGUACACGCGCCAGCCCCGAGCGGAUCAUGUAGGCGCCCAGCGCGCAAACGCGUGGGGCAGCAGCAUGGCAACGAGGCCGCGGCGGCACGCCGAUGGUUUUAGAGGGGGAGGAGGCGGGUCGUUAGGCUUUCUUUCUAUUUGUUUUUAUUUUUCCCCAGCAUGCCAGGCAUGCCCCGACCGUUUCCGCAAUGAUGCCGAUGGACUGAGAUGCGAACCAGGCGGGUCGUUCUGGUUUUCUCGCUUUCAGCGAACGGCGAAUCUAGGUGGGGACAAGGCGAGCCGUUUGGCCGUGGUGUUGAGAUGCGAACAAGGUGGGUCGUUCUGGUUUUCUUGCUUUCAGUUAACGCCAGGGGGCCGCUGGAUUUAGGUGCGGACAAGGCGAGCCGUUUGGCCGUGGUGCUGGGCGUGCGCACACCAUCACAAAAGGCGCGCGCGCCACACCAUCGGGGCUGCGUGUACACGCGCCGGCCCCGAGCUGCUUACGCAGGCACCCAACGCGCAAAAGCGUGCGCCGCAUACCAUCGGCGUUGUGUGUCCACGCGCCAGGCCCGGGCGGAUUACGUAGGCACCCAGCGCGCAAAGAAACGCGUGGCGCAGCAGCAUGGCAGCGAAGGAGGUCGCGGCGGCGCGCCGAUAGUUUUAGAGGGGGGCAAGGCGGGGCGUUUGGCCGUGAUGUUGGGCGUGCGCUAACAACUACCACAAAAGGCGCGGACGCCACACCAUCGGGGCGGCGUGUACACGCGCCCCCGGCCUGAUUAUGAUAUGGGGGCGCCCCCCCCGGCGCGCAAAAGUGCGAGCAGCAUAUCAAGGCGGCCCGCCGAUGGUUUUAGAGGGGGACAAGGCGCGCCGUUUGGCCAUUUUCUUUCUCCCGCCCACCAUCUCAGGCCAGCCCUGAUCUCCUUCGUUCGCAAGAAGAUCGACGGGCUUAGGCGGGAACAGGGCGAGCCGUUUGGCUUUUCUUCUUUUCUGGAAGUCGCGGGCGAUUUCAUGGUCCGCAAAGGAGUGCAUCGCGUCCGCGUCUCCGGAGUGCAGCAAAUCCGCGACUCCGCAAAGAAUCCGAAACUGCCUCCCAUUUUUUCGCUCCGAAAAUUUCGCCGCCUGCUAUGAUGAAGGCGGCCGCUUUUUUUCGCAUCUUCCCGACGCCUUUUGCGGAGUCUUUUCGGAGUCUCUUCGGAUUCUUAAAAGUUGCGUAUCGUGGGGGUUUUGGGUAGGCUGAAAAAAAGCUAUUAAAGAGGGCACACAUCAUGCAAACCCGACCAAAACAGCGAAGGCCUAGAAAAAACAUCGGACGCAGUGCCGUCGUGGGUAACAUUACCCCCGAUGGUAUUGCUGCCGCUUCCUGGGCACCCAACUUUCCCCGGUCUGGUCGCGCUGUCUCUCUCGAUCUGUAAAGGCAAAAGCCCACACAACCCGACGACGCGGCCGGCUAUCUUAUUGGUUGCGUCUCUCGAUCUGUAAAGGCAAAAGCACAGUACACAACCAAACGACGCGGCUCUCUAUCUUAUUUGUUUCAGGAUGCGCGUACUUUAUUGCUGUCAGUUGUGUUUUCAGUUAUUGUUGGGGGUUAGAGUGCCGCAGCCUUGUAGAGUUAGGCGCUAUGGUUGUUCUCAAUCUUGUGAAAGAUUCGUUUGCUGCAUACACCUCGCGAACAAGAUACACUCGAAAAAAAUAGCACAAAGGAUCCCGCAAAGGCAGUUUUGGCUGUACACUCGAAAAAAUUAGUCAUCAGCUGUAGUUGCGCAAAGAAUUGCUUGAUAUGCUGGGGAAAAGCAAAAAGAAAGCCCAGCGGCCCGCCUCUUCCCCCUCCUUGCCGCCGCGGCCUCGUUGCCAUGCUGCUGCCCCACGCGUUUGCGCGUUGGGCGCCUACGUAAUCCGCCCGGGGCUGGCGCGUGUACACACAGCGCCGAUGGUAUGCGGCCCACACUUUUGCGCGUUGGGUGCCUGCGUAAACAGCUCGGGGCCGGCGCGUGGACACGCAGCCCCGAUGGUGUGGGGCGCACGCCUUUUGUGGUGGUGUGCGCACGCCCAGCAUCACAGCCAUACGGCUCGCCUUUUCCCCACUUAAAUCCCCCGCGCGCUGAAAGCGAGAAAACCAGAACGGCCCGCCUCUUCCCCCUCUAAAACCACCGGCGUGCCGCCGCGGCCUCGUUGCCACGCUGCUGCCCCAUGCGUUUGCGCGUUGGGCGCCUACGUAAUCCGCCCGGGGAUGGCGCGUGUACACACAGCGCCGAUGGUAUGCGGCCCACAUUUUUGCGCGUUGGGUGCCUGCGUAAACAGCCCGGGGCUGGCGCGUGGACACGCAGCCCCGAUGGUAUGCGGCCCACACUUUUGCGCGUUGGGUGCCUGCGUAAACAGCUCGGGGCUGGCGCGUGGACACGCAGCCCCGAUGGUGUGGGGCGCACGCCUUUUGUGGUGGUGUGCGCACGCCCGGCAUCACAGCCAUAAGGCUCGCCUUUUCCCCACUUAAAUCCCCCGCGCGCUGAAAGCGAGAAAACCAGAACGGCCCGCCUGCUCUCGUCUAUCUGCGCCCAGUCCCUUCCUGUUUCUAUCUCGGUCGUGCCGGUUGCUUUUCUUUAUAAUUUACGACUUGCGUCCUCUCUGUUUCUUAAGUUACAGCAGCGCGUUUGUUUCUAAAGUUAUGAUCGUACUAGACUGCUACUAAAGUUAUGGUCUACGACCAUGGCAGCGACUUGCUCUCUGCGAUCUACUUGUUCGUCGACCGUGAUGGCAAAGGCGGCAGAGUCCAACGCGAUCGCAAAACGGCCACAGGGGCGGGCCGUUCGAUCAGGAGCGGGCGGAGGGUCUUCAGCUCAUUUUUGGCAAGUCCCUCCGCAGCAAUUCUCAUUCGCAGUUUCGUAAUCUCGUCGGAAUCCCUUCGGAGUUUUUUCAUUUGUGAGCAAGGGGGUGCGUUAUGGGAGUAAAUUUCUACUCAUGCGGUAUGAGCAUCAGAAAGCAAAUUCGCAAAAUCUCUGAUGCCAGGGCCUGCAUCACAGACCUCAUGGGUCAUGCAAAAUCUGCAUGACAAACCCCUGCAUUCUUCCCGACCCAGACAUGUUUGCAUUUGAUACAUCCACCUCUACGCCUAUUCCUACAACGGAUACGGUGUCAAAGCUCUCGACGUUCUUAUCCUGAGUAAAAACGUACCCACACCAUAGUUGUCAUGCAGAUUCGCAACGACAGGAACAUUUGUAAUGCGCAUCUCCAUGAGAGGCAUUUCCAAGCGCGUUUUGGAAUUUGUAAUGCUGUAAACGGGAUGAGCAGAUGGAUUUGUGAUUCGACUGCACUUUCUAAACUGCACUACAAUACGGGCUGGAAGUUGUCAUGCGUUGCUCCCAAAGCUCCUGGGUUUGUCUUGCUAAGUUCCCAACUUGACUAUGGUGUGGGUACGUUUUUACUCAGGAUAGUUCUCAACUCCGCCUUACUUGCAGUGACCCAGGUCUCCAUCCAGUCCCUGCUCAUCCUCAUCGCGCUGGGGUACACCUUGUUGCAGAAGUCUAUGGCGUUCUCAAACGUUACAUUCUCAACUGUUACAUGAUUUGUCGUGCAAAAUUACCUUGACUAUCGACGCCAUCAAGCUGCUUCGCAUGACAAAUUCUGAGACGGCCGAACAGGCUUAGAAUCUGUGCCAAAUCUGUCAUGCAAGACGCGCAAGGUCCUUCCUUUCAAUUUUGCCAUUGCUGCAUCACAAAUCCAUGUAACAGUUUAGAAUGUAACAAUUGAGAAUGCCAUAAAGUCGCUUGGGGACCUGGACAUCGUGAUUCCGGUGAUCUUUGUCAUCGUUACCGUGAACGUUUUACUGGUCGGGUUUUCGUAUGCAUGAUGGCAAAAAGUAUCGUAUUAAUACAACUUGCAAUGUUGAAAAUUUCCUGAGCAUGAAAGCAGGAAUUUGUAAUGCGGAUCACCCUUAAGAGAGUGAUUUGUAAUGCUAAUGCAUGAUUGCAAAUACUUCGAGUUCGUGUUCGAAUGGAUGCGAUAUUUUUACUUUUGCAAUGCAUAUUUCGAAGCUGAAAGACGAUGCGUCGUUCAAGUUUAUGGAGAACGAGGGCUGGAGUGGGUAUCUGAUGGUCUUUAUCCGGCUUUUACUGUACUGCUGGUUCUAUGCAUUGCAAAUAUGUUUGGGUCUGGAUUUGUCAUGCGAAUUUUGAAGGACAAGGACAACGAGAUCUGUAAUGCAUGAUUGUGAUGGGCCAGAUUUUUUGUCGUGCUGGAAGCUAGUAUGUCACGCGGAACAUCACGGUAGACUUCGCAAUAGAUACCAAGCGAAAGACUUGUGAUGCGUGAAUGCCGUACAGAACCUCGCUCUGCCUUGCAAGACUCAGCAACACAAACUCGCUGCAUCUUUCCAGACGCAGACAUAUUUGCAAUGCAUAGGUGCAUCUACGCGAUCCAACAAACCCGGCAGAGCGGGAAAAUUAGCGGGCACGGAGGAAUAUGAAUUGCAAAAGUAUCGUACUCGUAUAAAUGCAUGACAAAUUCCCUCAGCGUGAGAAAUAAAAUUUGUAAUGCGGAUUUACCUUGCUUCAGAAGAAAAGAAAACUUGUAAUGCAUAAUUGCGCUCAGUGGGAGUGCGAUACUUUAUUUGCACAGGAUAAGGAAAGGUGAACUUGUUUCUGAACAAGUUUCUGGUUGCGGGGUCUCUGUACUUUCUCUCCUACCCCUGCAUCUUCGCAGUGAGUUCCCUUUUCGCGGCGUACUUGAGGAACAAGGUGAUGACGACCUUGGGGUUCCUUUCCUUCGCGAUGUCAAUUCGCUGGCUGGAGUAUUUGUUCCUCCGGAAAUCCGAUUUUUACAAAGUCUAUCCCAUGCAAAUAUGUCUGGGUCUGGAAGAGUGCAGGAUUUGUCAUGCCGAUUUUCAAUGACCCGCGAAGCUUGUUAAAUGCAUGAGUAGCAUCACAGAUUUUUAGAGGGCUUCCCGCUGCCCAUUCCGCAUGAGAAAUGCCCUCUCCGCGUAGCACAAAGAGGACUCCUCUUGCUGGUCAUGCAAUAAAGAGUUUUAUUCUAGAAUCCAAAGACAGCAUCACAAGUUCCAACAUUCCAGACCCAGACAUAUUUGCAAUUCAUAAAGUCUCCACCCUCGGGUCUUCCUUUCUCCCCGGCGGCGUCGCGGGCUCGUUCGGGCAGACGCACAUGCCGUCAAUGCCGCCGGCGCGAACCAGCGGGAGGGACUACAACAUGAACAACCGAGGAAAUAGCAUGACGCAGUACGGCGGCGGGAGUGGGGCUGGGGGUGACGGUUACAACCAAACAAAAACAUCAAUCCACCGGUUGCCAUCCGCCCAUAUGGGAUUCUCAAUUGUUACGUUCUCAACUGUUCUUGCAUCAAUUUGUGAUGCAAGACUGGCAACAGGGAAAGGCCGGAUCUUGCAGCUCUUGCAUUACAAAUUCGGCACAGUAGAUUCCCAUGCUGUUUAGCCCUUCCAAAAUUUGUCAUGCAAGAGAGCUUCCCUGUGUGGAUUUUGAUGCUCAUUUUGCAUGACAAAUCAUGUAACAGUUGAGGAUGUAACACUUGAGAACUUCAUAGCCCACAGCCUGGUCACCGGGGUCAAGGGGGAUUAGGUACUGGAUGUGGGAAACCCAUUACGAGGCGGGUGGGUGAUGUGCAUGUGCUGCACUUGUUGAACUACAUGUUGAUCAUGAUCUUCUUCUUUCACGAGAUGGGAACAAGAAGCCGUCGCCUGAGAUAAAACGCUUUAACGUUGAAGUGGCGGUCCAGACUCAAGAUUCGCUCGAUACUGUGAUCAUACCUUCCGAAGCAGGUCCAACACAAUGAUACAACGAGGCGGCUACUGUGAGCAGCAGGCGAUCAGCAGGAGGAGGUCUUUUGUAAUUCACUUUAAUAUGCAUGAAGAUUGUUUCAUCUACAUCUUGUUUUCGCGAGCUACGACUAAAGUUCGAAGUGCGAGCAUGUCCUUUUUCUUUUCCUGUUUUAAGUUGCAGUUAGUAGUAGAAGUAAUUCAGUAAAAAACAAACAGCUAGACGAUUUCAUCUUUGGGCCGCGUCUACGCGUAACAGAAACAGUUUUUGCGUUUUCUAUCUGGCGCGCGUCAUUUUUUUCAACAAGUUUUUAUGUGCUUUGUUGUGUCGUGCCCAUGCCCGAAUAAUAAAGUGCCGCCGCCUGUAGAAGCUGGGCUGAGGCUUAAUACGAGUCGUGAUUUUUGGUCGCUCUUUUUCUUCUUUUUUUCUUUACGCCAGCACGAUCCAGCUGUUGAAUGCAGUCCUCGAAGAUAGUACUAACCAGUAAUAGGAUUAGCAGCAUAAAUUGACUUCUCAGUAGAACAAGAUGAGAGACGAGCGACUAGAUGAGGAAUGGUUGUCUUUUCAAAUUAGUUUUCGGGGAAUAAGUAAUCAAUCUUCAGAUAAGCUUGCAGUUGAAUUUUUGAAAACAAAUGAACAUUGUGACCCUGACAACUGAGAUGUUUUCUUGGGAUGAGCUACAGCCUCCUCUAGUUCUACCGAUGUCAGUACGACGAGAUGAACUUCAACUUCAUCAAAGAAGUCGGAAAAUCCACAAGAAAAGUGUUAUCUUUCGC
Molecule: messenger RNA, 10615 nt
Organism: Amoebophrya sp. A120
Lineage: Eukaryota; Dinophyceae; Syndiniales; Amoebophryaceae
Source: the annotation of a GenBank genome assembly